This is a messenger RNA of Triplophysa rosa, 5090 nucleotides long. RefSeq names its product solute carrier family 30 member 2 (gene slc30a2). Gene Ontology annotation, biological process: zinc ion transmembrane transport; response to zinc ion. Gene Ontology annotation, cellular component: plasma membrane. Bases 201 to 1397 code for a protein of 398 amino acids. The record is from RefSeq and is a predicted model, not a curated record. Gene Ontology annotation, molecular function: zinc ion transmembrane transporter activity. The transcript is spliced from 8 exons. Lineage: Eukaryota; Metazoa; Chordata; Actinopteri; Cypriniformes; Nemacheilidae.
CAGAAUGUCCAACCCUUUGUAUGUCUCUGGACCUGAUGCCAUGUGUGCUUUUAGUCAUUUCUCGUGUCCUUUGAAGAUGGCUUGGAAUUGUUUUAAUUUUUCUGUGUAAUAAAAACCUAGAUUUUUUGCCUAAACUUUUUUUUGUACAAUUAGUAGGAUUUUCAUUCUUUUUUUACUGGACACCUAAGCUUUACAGGACUAUGGAUCCUCCACCGACUUCAGAGAAAUCGCAUCUCAUCAACGAAGGAAAUGCCAAAAUAUACUCCUUAAAACUUAACAGUGAAAUCUCAGGUUCCAAAGAAAGUUGUCCAGAUCUGCCAAUGGGAAAUGGUGAUGUGGCUGGUGCUAUCGAGCUGAAGAGGCCAGUUGGAAGUCAUUGCCAUGGGAAUAAAGCAGUACAUGAGGAGAGCCGUGAGAAACUCCUCGCAAAGAAAAAACUGUACAUUGCCUCCAUAGUCUGUCUGGUGUUCAUGAUCGGAGAGGUUAUAGGUGGUUAUCUAGCACACAGUCUGGCCAUUAUGACUGAUGCAGCUCACCUUCUGACAGAUUUAGGCAGUAUGAUGGUCAGUCUUUUCUCCCUGUGGAUCUCCUCAAGACCACCAACCAAAAAAAUGAACUUUGGAUGGCACAGAUCAGAGAUUCUGGGAGCACUGGUCUCUGUAAUGUCAAUCUGGAUUGUGACUGGAGUGUUGGUUUAUCUCGCCAUUGAGAGGAUUGUAAAAAAUGACUAUGAGAUUGAAGGCAACGUAAUGCUCGUCACAUCCGGCUGCGCAGUUGUGGUCAACAUCAUAAUGGCAUAUAUUCUACAUCAUUCUACAACCUUCCACAGUCACGGUUCAGGCUACCACAAGAUUGACGAGAAUGGGAUGAGUCCCGUGGGUCAUGGCCACUCCCACAGCCUCUUGGGUAGCCAUGGCAACACUAGUGUCAGAGCAGCAUUUAUUCACGUUUUGGGGGAUUUGUUACAAAGCUUUGGAGUGAUGGUUGCAGCCAUGAUAAUCUUCUUCAGGCCAGAAUACAAAGUAGCAGAUCCCAUAUGCACUUUUCUCUUCUCUGUGUUCGUCCUGGCCACUACCCUUACCAUUCUGAGAGACGUCUUCCACAUUCUCAUGGAAGGGGCGCCCAAAGGUGUAGAGUUUAAUUCAGUGAAGGAGGUGCUGCUUUCUCUGAAGGCUGUGAAGGCCAUGCAUAGCUUACACCUGUGGGCUCUCACCUUGGGCCACAGUCUGAUUUCUGUUCACAUAGCCAUUGAGGAGAACGCUGACCCUCAGAGUGUCUUAAAGGAAGCUACGGAACUUCUUCAGACCAAAUUUGGCUUUCACAGCACGACCAUUCAAGUGGAGCCUUAUUGUGAGGACAUGAUCUACUGCGCCCAGUGCCAGGACCCUAUGGACUAAGUUCAGCACCGGUGAGAGGAGGCUGUCUGUACAAAACGUAUACACACAUAUUAAGCUUCAUCGAGGGUCCAAACCAGAAAUGGAAACACUGUGCAAAUGUACCAUGUACAAUACAUAUCAUUUUGAAUAAGUACGUGUCAAAUACAUUUUCAUCUAACAAAAGGCGAUUUCACACUGUGCCAUCUUUGGUGCACGGGCUUAUGGAAGGAAGAGCUUUAAAAUGAAGUGGUGAUGUUUAAGCUUCACGUAUGCAAAGAUGAAAGCACAUAAAUUUGAUGGCCGAGGCACCGCUGUGAGCUUUUUAUUGUGACUUUUGCCUGGCUGGCAGCAUACAUUACAGCCGGAGUAUACCGUAAUUGCCUGUCCUCGGGCUUGCUAGGGUAAAAGAUGGCUAUUGACGUGACUCCCUUAAAAACAGUUAUAGGGUUUGAGCCCCAGCCAGCAUUGCCUCUGCUGUCCUGCUUCUCGAAUCAAUGUGAAUGUCUGCCAUGUUGUGAUGCUUAAGUCCGCUCGAGUGUAAUUAUGGAUUUUGUUGGGUGUCUCUCACUAAUGUCUUGUUAGGCGAUAUAAUACUAUUUACAAAAGCAAGCGGGUGAUUGGCUUAAGAGGACCCUGUUCUCCUUCACUGGCUCUGAGAGUAUAAGCAAUUCGUAGGUUCAUUUCUAUAUUAAGUACAAAUAAACAUUGGUCUGAUGUGUCGCUUGUUUCUUCAACAGUGGGGUGUGUUAAAUAAGCUCUUAGCAAGAUUUGUCUGUAUUUGGAAUAGGAUACUACUACUUAUUGGGGCUUACAGGACUGCACAAUAUGAUAAACUUAUUGAAAUAUCACAAAUGUCGCAGUGGUUAGAAGUAAUUGCAUGAUUUUAUUAUUUCAAUAAUUAGUUAGUUAUGUAUAGUAAAGUUACAGGUUGAAGCAGAUAGCAAAAAGACUAGUACAGUAUCAGAAAUAAUGUUAAACAUGCAUGUUGUUUGUCAUUUUCAGUUUUUAAAUAUAUUUUAGUAUAGUUCAAAUUGAUUUGUUACAAACUUUAAGCAUUAGUAUAUUGCAUAUUGUUAUCGCAUAUUGCAUUUUUCUUUAAUUUUGUCCAGCUCUACUAUGUGUACUAUUACAUGCUAAGUAUGUAAAUAUCUGCAUGUGGGUAGUUGACAAAUAAACCGUACCAUGUGUCCUAUGGUGUGACAGCGAAAAUUUUGAAAACAAACUAUAUUGUUUUAUUUUGUUAAUAUUUAUAUUUAUUAAAUACAAUAGCAUUAGAGAGUUUUAGUUUUUCCCAAAAUUUUUGAUGUCACAUGUAUGGUUUAUUUGUCAACUACACGUGUACAGAAUACACGCCUACUAGAAUACAUUGCCAGGAUGUGCAGUAUACAGAUACCGUAUCCCACAAUGCAAUGCAUUUGACUUGAUCUUCCAUUUGUAGUUUGACAAAUGAACAAAAGUGAUAAUAACCAAAACUUAAUGAAUGAUUUUUUAAUGCUUGAACUUGCAUUAAAAUGAGAAAGAAUCCAAAAUGAUACAUAUUAUAUUCUGUUACUACACAUUAUUCAAUUGGCAGUAAAGUGGUAUACAGCCAAAUACAGCCACGACCUGUGUGUUUUAAGAAUGAUGUCCGAGAAACAUUUUUUGAUAUCAAUAUUUUUUACAAUUCGGUGCUGUGCUAGGUCCAUGUCGAGCUACACUCUGUUUUGUGAAAGUUAAACAUGCUACACAGCAAAAUCAGUAUGAGAAAUUCCGACACACAUUCACAUUUUGCACAGGAUUUCCAUCUCUGAUCUCUGUGCCGCCACACUGCCGCCACGACUGUGACAUUCCAGAAAAAGUUCAACACUAUUCUAACGUCUCUGCAGUUCUCCACUCAAGUCAUGGCAGUAAAAUACUGUAAAUCAGCGAAGCACAUGGCUUCAGAAUGUCUUUUAACAAUCACUUAUGAUAUUCACUGCGGUAAUAUGCUUAUCUGAAGAAUGGUCACAAACUUCGGUGACAUCUUUUCAUCGAAUUUUAGGAGCCCCUAAACAUGCACUACUAUGUUCAUAAAGUAUACGUGGAACAAAAUCAUUGUAUUACACUUUGUGUUCUAAGCUUGCGUGUACUGCUAAAAUAGCUGUUGUGAUUUGUCGUGACGUGGUGAAAGGGGUGAAAAUAUUGUCCUUACGAGUAAAGAGUUUGCUUUGCAUGGUUGCUUUUGUGUUUUUCACGACUGACUGCAGUUCAGAUGGCCGUUCGUAACUGACCAACCCAAGGACCUCGCAAUCUCACUGAAAGACCAUUAAAUCUUAUAUUUUGUCUAGAUUUGUUUUGAUAAAAUGAAUAUAUAUUUAAAAUGUGAAAGAGAGAGAGAGAGAGAGAGAGAUAGAGCGGACAAAUGAGGAAAUGUAAUGACGAAUGCAUAAGCGGUAUAUUUUUGAUAUUGUUCGUGGGUUGGUGUGAAAAAGUUCUGCGUUUAGAGGGACCACAGUGACAAACUGAGCUUUCAACCAGCUCCAUUUUUCUACAACUUAUAAAAAGUGUGACAUGUUCCUGGAUCAACAUCCUUGUUGGCCAACGUUCGUACACCUUAAAAAUGCUGGUUUAUUUCAACCCAUUGUUGGGACAAACCCAACAAUUUUAGCUAUUAUUAGCAGAUAGUGUGUUCACGACUUGUCCACCAUUUAAUGGAUUAUCAAUCUAUGAUUUUAGGAGAUUUAACAAAAAUGUUGAACAAUACUAAUAGAGCUUUUGCAGUCUCACAUGUUUAGGCAAGCAAGCACUUCUCAGUGAUUCAUAAAUUACAGUGUAACAGAAAUAUACACUAUAUGGACAGAAGUAUUGGGACGUCCCGUUUAAAAGGAACAGUUUACCCAAAAAUGCAAAUUCUGUCAUCAUUUACUCCACCCCCCAGAGUUGUUUCAAAUCUGUAUAAAUUUCUUUGUUCGGUUGAACACAGAGCAAGAUAUUUGGAUGAAUGCUUGUGUUUUUGCCCACCAUUGACUCCCAUAGUAGGAAAAAUGACAAUGGUGCCCCCAGAACUGUUGGCUUUCCUAAAUCUUCAAAAUAUCUCAUUUUGUGUUCAACAGAACAAAGAAAUUUACAAGGACAUUUUUCUUACUAUAAAAUUAGAAGCACACGAUUCUCUAGAUUCGAAUAUCAUAAUAUGCUGUAGCAUUAAGAUUUGUGCUCACGGAAAUGACUAAAGUUGUCAAACCUGUAUUAGAAGGGGGCGUCCCAAUACUUUUGUCCAUAUACUGUGAUGUAUCUUGAAAAUAUCACUGUACAAAAACUUAAUAGACACGAUUUAAAAGUGGUAACACCCUCCUAGUAUUAUUUGUUAGAAUAUGAAGAACUUGUGAGGGCCCAAUUUGAAUAUUGUAGAAAAUAGAUUUAUGCGACUUAUGAAGACUGCAAAACUGAUAGCUGAUGGUGCCUCGUUGGUCAUGUUUUUCACACGUUCUGUAUUUUUGUGUCAUACGACAUUAAUGUUGUUCUGUAAAACCUGUAAAUAACCUACGUGUUCAUUUUUGUGUGCCUCAGAUUUGUGGAUGUAUAAAUUUGCUUACUAUAUAAAUAUCUGUCUAUAAAAGUCCUGUGUGUAAAUGUUUUACAGUUACUCUGUAUGUGAGCACGUAAAAUCACUAUAUAACUACAAAUUAAUAUGAUGGAUAUUUAAUUUUUACAUGGCUUUAAUUUUCUAUGUGCCACAUAUGUGUAUGGUAAAAUUUU